Molecule: messenger RNA, 6855 nt
Organism: Rhizopus microsporus ATCC 52813
Lineage: Eukaryota; Fungi; Mucoromycota; Mucoromycetes; Mucorales; Rhizopodaceae
Exons: 10
Coding region: 1-6855 (2284 amino acids)
Biological process (GO): phosphatidylinositol phosphate biosynthetic process
Cellular component (GO): endosome membrane; fungal-type vacuole membrane
Molecular function (GO): metal ion binding; ATP binding; 1-phosphatidylinositol-3-phosphate 5-kinase activity
Source: RefSeq, a predicted model, not a curated record
AUGGAAAAGGCACAUCAGCCAGAUUAUGAAGAUCCUGGCUCAUUAACAAGUUUUAACAUAAUUGCAGAAGGAGACGAGGAAGGCCUUAUUUCAAAAAUAUUUUCCAAGUUUAAAACUGCUGUAUCUGGCCCACAACACCAACAACCCGUACCAAUACCCGCCGAGAUAUUAGAGAGCAUAGGGCAAGAGAAUAGCCUGAUAAUAGCCAGUAAAGAAAGAUAUCCGACCAUAAAAGCCAUCAAUCCUACACCAACAAAAGAAGUAGAUCUAUCAAUCAAAUCUCUUCAUGAAUCAAGUUUAGCAACUAUCAAACCAGAAGGCUCAUCCGUGAUGAUGAUACCUUUAACAAAGACAUCAUCCUGUGAUAGUGACAACCAAUCAGUAAUGACCAAUUUUUCUGUAUCCAACACAAAUUCACUCAGUAGGAUGCUCAAUCGAUUACGAGGCGGUGAGGCAGACAGCGGCAACAAGGAUUUUUGGAUGCCUGACGAACAGUGCCGAGAGUGUACAGACUGUAAUGCGCCCUUUAACCUGUUUCGAAGAAAGCAUCAUUGCCGUACAUGUGGAAGAAUAUUUUGUUCAAAGUGCCUCAACAACAAGAUCCACACAAGCCAUACUUUAUUACGUGUCUGUAACGACUGUUAUAUCAAAUUUGAAGAUCGUCUUCCAGAUGAUUUAAUAUCUAUCCAUGAGACAUAUUCGGGUGAUUCUGAAACACUGCAGCAGUCUGUUCAGGACAGUGACGAGGAAUUUGAAAGAAGAACAAAUAGCUUAGAAAUACAACGUCCCAAUCUGGAUCUACAUUUUUCUUUAUCCACAUCUUCACAUCAUACCACCAGCGAUGCUGAGAUCGGUAUCAAAAAGUUAUUAACAUCUACUUUCCUGAGGACCACACCUCGAUCACGAACAAGCACCAUGAAUUCUUUAGCUGUCGAAAGUAGCUUAGCCGUGUUAGAAUCGCGUCAACUCGCUUCAUCAUCACCUAUGCCAUUCCGUCGUCACUCCUACUUGGCUAAUGAAAAUCCUUUAGGAACGCCUGUUCUUCAAAAUGAGUAUUAUGAAGAAGAUGAAGAUGCAAGAAGGUGGGAUAAGAGUCCUAGAAACCUUUUGAAUUUCUUGGGAGGCGCUGCUGCCAGUGGCAACAACACGGGUACGAAUGAACGGCCCAAUUCGGGGAUUUUCAACAAUAUCUUUUUUGAAGAUUAUGCAACAACGUUUGACAUUGGCUCUCCAACUCCGCUUCUAAGUACAAGCACAACAACGACUACAACAGGAAAAACACAGCCAUGGUUGAUGAGACCUGAACGCGCCAUGAGGAGAAGAUUGAGCUUGACAGAUGGAACAGGCAGUGGAAGCAAUAAUAAUGUGAUUACCAUUUCGACUAAUAAUUCGUCUUCAACUAUUCGACAUAGUAGAGUAAGGACAAAGAGUCUUAUGAGAAAUAUACCCAUCACAAAGGCAACUAUGGAAGCAUCUACUUCCUCUCAACUAGAUACUAAUAACACUACCUGUGCGGAUACAAACAGUCUACGUAGUGCUACCCCAGAUGUGGAGCAAUUAAGGACACAGAUCGCUUCUUGUACACAGACACAUCAACAGUGGGAUGAAUCUUUUUUAUAUUUGAUGCGCAACAUGAUCCGACACUUUCUGGAGGUUGAAACGGAGGGAUUGAUCAAGAACCCUGGUCCGUGGGAAGAGGUCAUGAUGAAAUUACUACUCAAAAUUGCUGACGAAGUACAACCGCAGAUAAGGAUCCGAGAUACAUUUGACAUGAACCAUUAUGUCAAAAUAAAACGAGUUCCUGGUGGAACACCCAAGGAUAGCUUCUCUGUGAGUGGUGUGGUUCUAUCAAAGAACGUAGCGCACAAGCAUAUGGUCCGAAAGAUUGAGAACCCACGCAUCUUGAUUUUGAAUUUUGAUCUAGACGGAUUCAGCGGUGAAGUGAACCGACAUGAGUAUCUUAAAUUAGACCGUUUAUUGGCUUGGGAGCGUGAUCAUAUGAAUGCCCUGGUAGACCAGAUCAUUGGUCUAAAGCCGUCUAUUGUGUUGAUUGCCAGCCAUGCUCCUCGUACUGUCAUCGACUUGUUGAACAAGGCUAAUAUUGUAGUCGUCUACAAGGUCAAAAAACAAAAGCUCGAUGCUAUUGCUCGAUGUGCUGAUGCAGUCAUAUUCAAUUAUAAAAACGACUUGUGGAAUACAAAAUCAGUGACUCAAGGAAAAUGCAAGCUUUUUGAGACAAUGACCAUUAUGCAUGAAUACCUCCCUAGUCGCCGUAAAACGUUCUUACUCUUUCACGAGUGUCCUAAAGAUAGAGGUGCAACCAUCAUACUACGAGGAGGCGAACAUAAGGUUCUGACGGUGAUUAAGACAAUCAUGAAGUUUAUGGUGCAAGUGGUCAAUAAUCUCACUAUCGAGGCACAGCUGCGCAAGGAAUUUAUUGAACUCAGGAAAUGGUAUCGUAUUUAUUAUGAAGAAGAACAACAACAAGAAGAAGAAGAAAAGACAGAAGAAGAGAGGGUCGUCAAGAAAAUGACCUCAUUUGCUGAGAGGUCCCUCACGGACAUUCGACCUGUCGAUUCUCAAAGCAUAUCCGCAUUAUCCGUAGCUGAGUCACACAUAACUGUAAGUACAGCAGCAGCGGAUGUAGUAACAACAAAGAAGAAAGGACAGUUUUAUCAACAGGAGCCAAUUAUUGUUGAAGAUGAUGAUAUUUGCUUGACAGCCAUCAAUACAGUUUUAAAGCAGUACCAAAAUACAGUACUCUCUAUUUCUCCUGGCGUCACAUUACCUGUUCCCCAUAUCCUGAUUAAACUACGAGACUCACAGAAAAAGUUAAUUGGUGUCAUUCGGGAAAGACUAGGGCCCACCAUCACCGGGACGGUAUUUGAGGGAGAUGCUCCAGAGCAGCAACAGGAUUCCACCAAGUUUAUCCCACCACCAAUUCCUCGUGAUUUAAACCAAAUGAUGGAUUAUUUCAAGGCAUAUGAAGCUCAAUUAGAGAAUGACGUUGAGUAUCGACACUAUCAAGACUUGCACAUCCAGAAUUGGUACAACUUUAAGAAAUAUAUCCGAGAUGUAAGUUCCUUUUUAUCACCCGUAAAUCACCAAGAAAUACUUGUUCAUCGCACUAUAUACCCCAUGGACGACCAUACGAUUCCUUGUCAAAAGAUAGUGGCAGAGCCAUACCAUUAUUAUGAUCCUGCCUGUGACUACACCUUAGGACAGUAUAUUCUGAACGCUGCCAAGGAGGCAUAUAAACCUUGUACUUCUAAAAUAUGUGGAUCACCGCUCAUGUUUCAUGAUGUGACAUUCUCACAUGGUAAUGCUCAAAUCAAAGUGCAAGUAUUUCAUGAAGUAGAUGAUGAACAAAUGGUAGAAGAAAGGCUCGAGAUUGGUAAAGAUGAAUACCUAAAGAAGAUUCCCAUCUUUAUAUCCACUCACUGCAACCUAUGCAAAAUAACACACGGUUGGAAACCCAUGUCUGAAUUGCUACAGCGGUACUCGUUUGGAAAGUUUUUAGAAUUACUACUUUAUCAGUCCUCCUCUAUCCCACUCUACGAAGACGGAGAACAAGAAGAUGAAGGGUGCCCACAUGGGCUUUAUCGGGACCAUACACUCUCAUUUCGCAUCCAAAACUAUACUGUCAAUUUUACACAUGCAAUGGUCAAGGUCGUCGAGGUGAUCCCACCACCUCUUCAUACUUGCUUCAGCUCCAAGAAGCAAAUGGCCCUCAAGGAUGAAGCAUUGGAAUCAACGCGUAUAAAGAUUGCUCGCUUUUUCGAUUCUAUUAUUGAGCGAAACAAGGCAUUUUCGUACGAUAUUGUUCAGCCUAAUAUGGUGGAAACAUGUAAAGAAUACUUGCAAGAAAUGUCACAGGAAGCAAUGAAGAAUAAAAAGAGCUUACUUCAGAAACUCCAGUCAGAGUAUGCAACAAGUUCGCCUACGGAUACACUGCAGUUGAAUAACGUGCUAGCCGAACUGCAAAACCAUGCCGUUACUUGGGACCUCAAGUACAUUGACUUUGCUAGACGAUUUAUACGGCCUGAACGAGAGCUUCGAAGGUUGACAACAAGUCAUUUGCGAAGGAUGUUUCCCGCGGAAAGUCUCCUUUACAGUAGCACAUCUACACCCGUCGUAUCCAAUCUUAACCUUCGAACAAAGCGCGCUGUAGAGGCCGCAGACUUGCCACUAUUGGAUGUUACAUUAGAAGAGCAAGAGGAUACUGAGCAUCCAGAAACAGAAUUAAAAGAUCAACCUAGUUUGGGAGAAUCACCAACUCAAUCUUUCCCCUGGCUUGAUGAGGUUCAGCAAUUUGAUCAAAAGUUUUUGCAAGAUGUUGCAGAUGUCAAUCCAUCAUCGAGUGCAUUUCUAGGCAGCUCUGCAGAAAACAGCAGGAGCGUACCAUUGAGCCGAUCGGCCACUGAAGAAACACUGGAUCCUAGCGUAGCCAGAAGACUAUCAUUGGAAUUGAUGAAGGAUACGCCAUCAAAGGCCGGGCUAUUGGCUACUGCUCUUAGUUCCUCAGUCGACAAGCAGCAGCGACAGAAAUUUUUAGAAAAGUCCAUGAUCUAUGAAGACGCGCAUACACCUUCGCCACAGCCUACACCAACUGUUAUGAUUCAAGAUGAGGCAAUCCUCUAUACGCCAAGUGAAAGGCAGGAUAUACAAUCAGCUUUUGCUCGUCAUGUGGCGCCAACGGCCUAUCAGCGACUGACAGGGUUACUACCUGAACCAACCGUUUGUAGAUCCAAGAGUUCACCAUCAUCUGGAGUAACUCCACGUCAUAAGCGAACAUUAUCACAUCACAAGGCGCUUGAAACAACCGAUAAGGCAGCUAAUCGCCGAUCAUUUUAUGAAACAAGCACCAGCUACAUGACAUCAUCUGGCCCUACAUCAGCUAGUCAUACAGAUCAAGCAGCAAAACCCUAUCGUGGAUAUUACGCUUCAAGAAAGUCUCAAGGCAUACCAGCGACGAGAUAUGGAUACCGAUUUGGGUUUAUUCCUCCUGAUGAUAAACAUCAUCCACGUAUGACUCAAGAGUCUACAAGACCUUACUCUAGGACAGCGACUGAACAAGGUAGCAGUAGCAAGCUGCCGAUAAGAGGGCGUAUACCCGUUGCUACACCUCUGCUUCACCAAAAACCCCCAAGCAGAGUAACAUACCACCAACCUUCGCAUUUACCUAUUCCCAUAUCACGAAGGAAACUAGCGAAUGGUAGAGAUUUAAGAGAAAGGUUACCAAGCAAAGCAUCUUUAGAGGUAUAUACCAAAAUCAAGGAAAUUGCGCAUGAUGAUGACUCUCUAUCAUCAUCGGACGAAGGCAAGUUUGGAGUAUCAGAUGAUGACGACGAUGAUGACGAAGAAGAAUAUGACUAUAAUUCAGACGAGCGCUUACCAUUUCAACAUACAACAUUCUCGCUGGUGCACAUGGAUGAAUACGACGAAUGUUUAGGAAGAGAUACGGUACCAAGUAUUCUAGAACUUCAGCAGUUCAAUAAGGAGCAUCAGUUACAAAUGUCAAACAAUACUUUACCCUUUCUAAGUGUCGAAACUGGUCUAUAUGCAGGAGACAAAAAGGACAAUCAAUCAAAGGCUGCAGUGCUUCUCGAUCUAGAUCAUGGAGUCACGCCUACUGAUCUUGACUGGUCCACCAAUGGUAGCGGAAAAAAUUCAAUCAUGAAAGCUAUUACGUAUGUACUUGCUGAAAAGAGCAUAAGCAAUUUACUCCCAUUAGAGUAUCCAUUCUCUCCUACGGAACAUAUCUUUGCCGAUUCCAACAUUCUUGUAAGGGAAGAUGAACCAAGUAGCAUCAUAUCGUACAUGCUUGCAAGUACUUUUUAUCGAGAGAAAUUAGAAAAGAGACAGGCAUUACGAAUGUCCAAAGUAGUGAAUAAUCGACAGGAGAGCGCAUCUAUAUCUAGUAUCGUAUCUGAUGCACCAACAGAUGACAAGUUAUUUUAUUCAGAUAUGUUUCCUGAAACCGGUGAAGCUGAGAGGCCAUGGAGAUUCUCUUUUAAGGGAGGAUCAACAAGUUUUACAUGCAAAAUAUACUAUGCGGAGCAAUUUGAUAUGUUUAGAAAAAUGUGUGGAUGUGGAGAGACAUUUAUAUCAUCGCUUGCCCGAUGUAAUGUCUGGAAUACAGCAGGAGGCAAAUCGGGAUCAACCUUCCUAAAGACAAAAGAUGAAAGGUUUUUGAUCAAGCAAAUAUCCAAGUUUGAAAUGGAUGCAUUUGUCGGAUCAGCCAACAAGUAUUUUAUGUACAUGUUUAAUGAGGUGUUUGAUAAAGGAAUACCAACAGUUUUAUGUAAAAUAUUUGGUUUAUAUCGCAUUGGUUUUUAUAACAAUGUAAGCGGCAAAUCUAUGAAGAUGGAUAUCCUUGUUAUGGAGAAUUUAUUCUAUGAGCAUACGGUCAAAAUGGCAUAUGAUCUAAAGGGGUCUUUAAGGAAUCGAUAUGCAGCAAAGACAGGAAAGGAUAUUGAAGUCUUUUUGGAUGAAAACUUGGUAGAGAUGAUUAGCAAAACACCACUUUAUAUGAGGGUAGAUACUAAGAAUAACCUAAGUGAUUCGUUAUAUAAUGAUACACAAUUCCUGGUUCAAAUUGAUGUGAUGGAUUAUUCACUGUUGGUUGGAUUUGAUGACGAGAAAAAUGAGAUUGUAGUUGGCAUAGUUGACUUUUUUCGAACGUAUACCUGGGAUAAGAAACUUGAGAGCUGGGUAAAAGAAUCAGGUAUGUUGGGUGGUGUCAAAAGGGAUCCAACUAUUAUAUCCCCAAAAAUGUAUCGACGUCGAUUUCGAUCAGCUAUUGAUCUUUACUUUGUGAUGAUACCCGAUUUUUGGACUCUUUUACAUAAUUAA